This is a messenger RNA of Saccharomyces cerevisiae S288C, 915 nucleotides long. RefSeq names its product endonuclease (gene SLX1). Gene Ontology annotation, biological process: DNA recombination; DNA repair. Gene Ontology annotation, molecular function: 5'-flap endonuclease activity. The record is from RefSeq and is marked reviewed. The transcript has a single exon. Bases 1 to 915 code for a protein of 304 amino acids. Gene Ontology annotation, cellular component: Slx1-Slx4 complex; nucleus. Lineage: Eukaryota; Fungi; Ascomycota; Saccharomycetes; Saccharomycetales; Saccharomycetaceae.
AUGUCGCAGAAAAUACAGCAGCAUCAGUUUCCUGAUUUUUAUUGUUGUUAUCUACUACAAUCGAUUAACAAGAGGCAAUCAUUUUACGUUGGAUCAACUCCUAACCCAGUACGACGUUUGAGGCAGCAUAAUGGGAAAUUGGCUGUUGGAGGGGCAUAUCGAACCAAACGUGACGGUUCAAGGCCCUGGGAAAUGAUAAUGAUUGUGCGGGGCUUCCCAAGUAAGAUAGCAGCUUUACAGUUUGAACAUGCAUGGCAACAUGGGUACCAAACGCAUUAUAUUGCCGAAAAAGAUCGUGUUGUAAAGCAUAAAGCAGGUGGAAGAACUUUACAUCACAAAGUUGCAUUAAUGAAGUUACUUUUAAAGCAUGAAUUUUUUCAAAGGAUGAACUUGAUAGUCGAGGUUUUUAAUAUAAAGGCUUGGGAGGUUUGGAAACAGGACAAAUUUUUUAUUGAAAGAGACAGAUUUCCGAUUAAUAUACAAAUAAAUGAAAAUGCGCUUGAAGAACCAAAGGAGAAAACUGUGGAUGUUCUCAUGGAUCAUAGUGAUGAGAAUUUAAAAGUGGUGGAAGCUGUAUACACUAAAGUCAUUGAAAAUGAAAGAAACAUAUUCGAAACUUUCGAAAAGAAACUAACUACAGGGGUAGUGCGAUGUGAAAUUUGUGAGAAAGAAAUUGACUACACGUCUGAAGAGCAAAAUCUGAAGCCGUUUGUAGCGCUUUGCAAUAAUAAAGACUGUGGGUGUGUUAACCACUUGAAAUGUCUUCACAGGUACUUUCUAGAUGAUGAACAGUUGAUGGUAGGGAGAAGAAAUUUGAUACCUCGAGGUGGGAAAUGUCCGAAAUGUGAUAUGUUUUGCGACUGGACGACCCUAGUCAAGUUUUCGACAAGAAUGAAGUUAGCUCACGGGAAGUAG